This is a messenger RNA of Exophiala oligosperma, 1901 nucleotides long. RefSeq lists its product as uncharacterized. Gene Ontology annotation, molecular function: Atg8-family ligase activity. Gene Ontology annotation, cellular component: cytosol; cytoplasmic ubiquitin ligase complex. The transcript is spliced from 2 exons. Gene Ontology annotation, biological process: autophagosome assembly; nucleophagy; autophagy of mitochondrion. Lineage: Eukaryota; Fungi; Ascomycota; Eurotiomycetes; Chaetothyriales; Herpotrichiellaceae. The record is from RefSeq and is a predicted model, not a curated record. The coding region runs from base 199 to 1323 and encodes 374 amino acids.
UGGCAAGUUGCCUCCUUUGCUCCAUGUACAUUUGGUCUUUGUACCAGAGACAACAUUCUGAAUAAUCCUCCAAAGUAUCUUCUAUAUAGCCCACUACCCAUCAAAUUCGUGGUUAGGUACCUUUGAAUACGGCCAGUCCGGUGUUGGCUGCCUUCCCCUCCUCCACGCAACAGUCAGGCUGAACACUCCUCUGCUACAAUGAGUAUCCUCCGCUCAGCGUUGGACAAGGUCCGCGACCGCUAUGCACCGAUCAAACAUACCUCGACCUUUCGAAAUACCGGUCAAAUCACACCCGAAGAGUUUCUGCUCGCCGGAGACUAUCUGGUCUACAAGUUCCCCUCGUGGUCAUGGGCCGACGCCUCCAGCCCAGCCCGCCGAGUCAACUACUUGCCUGCUGGCAAGCAGUUUCUGAUCACCCGUGGCGUCCCCUGCCAUAGAAGACUGGACGACAACUUUGCCGGAAGUAAUGGGGCGGCCGAUGACCUUGUCCGCGACGGCUUCCUCGGUGGCCCCGAUGACGAGGCGGGUGGUGACGACGAAGGGUGGCUGAGAACCGGUGGCACGACCGAGAAAGAACAAGAAGGGCUGAGAGGAGAAGUGCGAACCAUGAGCGAAAGUGGCCAACUGGGAAAAAAGGCCAGCGAAGAGGAAGACGACGACGAUGAGAUUCCAGACAUGGAGGAUGAAGAUGAUGACAACGAGGCCAUCAUUCGUGACAAGACCGAUGGUGCAUCAGCUCCCCUACGAACCUACACCCUCUACAUCACAUAUACUCCCUACUACCGCACUCCACGAAUGUACCUGUCCGGGUACCUGUCGCCGUCCGAACCUCUCCCGCCACACCUGAUGAUGGAAGACAUCGUGGGAGACUACAAGGACAAGACGGUCACGUUGGAAGAUUUCCCAUUCUUCGACACCAGCGUGAAAAUGGCAUCGGUGCACCCUUGCAAACAUGCGAGCGUCAUGAAGAUCCUGCUGGAUCGUGCCGAUGCGGCCUUGAAACUCCGGUUGGAGAAACAGCCAUCCGGCGGCGGCGGCGGGCCUGCAGGUCCCGUGUCCGGGAUGGAAGGGUUGAUCGACGACACUUCGAGGUUGAACCUCGCCAAUAAGCAAAAGGAGGAGAAACGGGGUCACGACGCCGGAGUGAAAGCUGCCACCGGUGGCGCGGGUGACGAGUGGGAGGUCCUCGACGAGCAAGAUGCGGAUAAGGAGGAAGAGAGCGAGAAAGUCGCCAUCAGAGUCGAUCAGUACCUGGUCGUGUUUUUGAAGUUCAUGGCAAGUGUCACGCCCGGUAUUGAGCACGAUUUCACCAUGGGCGUCUAAAACGAAAACAACUCGAGAGUAAUGGUACUGAAAUAGAACCAGAGAUGUAUUAUCUUGGUCCCCGUUGUGCGCCACUGCGUCAAGCAUGAAGAUAAAUUGGUUUAAUGGGGGCAUGAGAUAUGAAAUAGCGCGCAGAUAGCGAAAUGUUCAUUCUGUCAUGGGCCGGAAAGAAGUUUGGUAUGGGGUUACGGAGCAAUAAAGGGUUGAUUACCUUGGGUAGCUUUGAAUGGGACUUUUGUCAGCCUACACCUAGGUACGAGUACACAAGGACUUUGGUAUAGUCAGGCGAAAGGAGCCAGAUUGGGCUCCUUACCUUCUGCUGAGGGAGGCUCUGGGCGUUACUCAGCCACCUCCACCACGGGCUUGGAAUCUCAGCUUGAACUAACGGCUGAUGUGCAAACACUCCCUCCAGCCAUUAACUGUGCCUGAACUUUAAUCAGUUCACAACGCAGCACGACUCUGACAGAAAGCUACCUUCCGCCUAAGUUUCGCAAAACAGACCUCGAGUCGAGUAAGUCGCACUUAACUUCGCCUCGACCGAGAAUCACAGACGUUGAAGUCCAGGUUAUGCGACGGCC